AUGGAAAAAAUCAAUGACAGCUCAGAGUAUAGCUUUAUCUUGGUGGGUUUCUCUGAUUGCCCCAAGCUUGAGAUGGUGCUCUUCAUAGUAAAUUUUAUUUUGUAUUCAGUGGCUGUGCUGGGAAAUUCAACCAUAAUUUUUCUGUGUAUAUUAGACCCUCGACUUCAUACACCAAUGUACUUCUUUCUGGCAAAUCUUUCUUUUCUAGAUCUCUGCUUCAGUACUAGUUGCAUCCCACAGAUGUUAGUCAACCUAUGGGGCCCAGAUAAGACUAUCAGCUAUGCUGGUUGUGCUGUCCAACUUUUCUCUUUCCUUUCCAUUGGAGGAGUUGAGUGCAUCCUUCUUGCUGUCAUGGCAUAUGAUUGCUAUGCUGCAGUCUGCAAACCUUUGCACUAUAUGGUUAUUAUGCACUCCUAGCUGUGUUUACAUCUGUUGGCUGUGGCCUGGGGGAGUGGACUGGUCAAUGCCAUUGUCAUGUCACCACUAACAAUGAGUCUUUCCAGAUGUGGCCGCCGCAGAGUUAACCAUUUUCUUUGUGAAUUACCAGCACUGAUCAAGAUGGCAUGUGUGGAUGCUCGAGCAGUGGAAAUGCUAUCCUUUACCUUUGCCGUUCUUAUUGUCCUACUGCCCCUCAGUCUUAUUCUUGUCUCCUAUGGCUACAUCGCUGCAGCAGUGCUAAGGAUCAAGUCAGCAGCUGGGAGAUGGAAGGCUUUCAAUACCUGUAGCUCCCACCUCACAGUGGUCUCCCUGUUUUAUGGAAGCAUCAUUUAUAUUUAUAUGCAGCCAGGAAACAGCUCUUCCCAAGACCAAGGGAAAUUUCUCACUCUCUUCUAUAACCUUGUGACUCCAAUGCUGAAUCCGCUCAUCUACACUUUAAGAAAUAAGGAGGUAAAAGGGGCACUGAAGAAGGUUUUGUGGAGGAAAUAA
Messenger RNA from Castor canadensis (American beaver), 927 nucleotides. NCBI's taxonomy places the organism in Eukaryota, Metazoa, Chordata, Mammalia, Rodentia, Castoridae. The record is from RefSeq and is a predicted model, not a curated record.